This is a messenger RNA of Lycium barbarum (goji berry), 1730 nucleotides long. RefSeq lists its product as uncharacterized. The coding region runs from base 290 to 1303 and encodes 337 amino acids. Gene Ontology annotation, cellular component: membrane. The transcript has 8 exons. The record is from RefSeq and is a predicted model, not a curated record. Lineage: Eukaryota; Viridiplantae; Streptophyta; Magnoliopsida; Solanales; Solanaceae.
GUUCUAAACUGUACAAAUAUUCUUGUUAUAUACAUUGUCCACAAUUCCCCUCUCUCUCUCUUAUGUACAUUCUUGGUAUUUGCAUGACAAACUUGCUUUAUACACUUCAGCUUUGGCCUUAGCCUUGCUUUAUCUUUUUUACUUACAUAUUCCCCACCACAUUUACAGAUCAUAUCACAACCUCCACUCUCUCUAUUUUCAUAUUCUUUUUCACCUUGAUAUUAAUUUCAGGCCUUUGGGGUUUCAAUUAUUUUCAAAAAAAUUAGUAAGAAAUUAUACCAAUGUUAUAAUGAGUAUUUUAACAAGAGCCCCAAAGAAUUCUUGGCAGCCAGUAAUGACUGUUAGUACAACAGUUUCUAGUUACUGGCUUAAUUGGAGGUUUUUGCUAUGUUGCAUUUGGGUUUUAGCUUCAAUGGUGUUUGCAGCAAUCCUUAUAACUAAGUAUGAAGGUCCUCGAAUUCGAAAAAAUGGAAGCAGUGAACCUAAAAAAGAGUCCCCUGGCUUAUUGUAUCAAGAUGAAGUUUGGAGGCCAUGUCUCAAAACUAUACACCCUGCUUGGCUUCUUGCAUUCAGAGUCUUUGCCUUCUUGAUUCUUCUCUUGUUGCUAAUCCUUAAUGUUACCGUUGAUGGAGGCGAAAUUUUUUACUAUUACACUCAGUGGACAUUCACACUAAUUACUAUUUAUUUCGCGAUCGGGUCUGUUCUGUCAAUGUAUGGAUGUUACAAGUCUCACAACAAAGUUGGUAUUGAUGGAACUGAUAUUGAGAGGUUAGAUACUGAGUAUGGUUCACAAAGUACAAUUGCUGCAAAACAUAUGGUGGAAAAUGCAGAACAGCCUUCUCGCCAAACUGCUGAGUUUUGGGAAUAUGCCUUUCAAAUAAUCUUCCAGAUGAUUGCAGGGGCUGUAACGCUUACAGAUUGUGUUUUCUGGUUCCUACUUGUCCCGUAUCUGACCGUUAAAGGCUACAAGUUAAAUUUUUGGAUUAUUAAUAUGCAUUCAGUCAAUGUUAUAUUUCUACUUGGUGAUACUGCUCUGAAUUGCUUGCGAUUCCCGUGGUUUCGGAUUGGAUACUUCUUCCUGUGGACAGGAAUUUAUGUUAUUUUCCAAUGGGCUGUUCAUGCUUGCAUCUCAAUCUGGUGGCCUUAUCCAUUCCUUGAUCUAUCAUCUGCAUUAUCACCUUUGUGGUAUUUGUUGGUGGCAUUUAUGCACAUACCGUGUUAUGGUAUUUUUGUUUUGGUUAUAAAGCUGAAACACCAUUUGUUCACGAAGUGGUUUCCUCAGUCGUAUCAGUGUGCAAGAUGAUACAACAACAUCCACGCCUCAAUCCUGACAAAGUCGGGAUCCGCUAUAUGAAUCCUCACUAUCCAAGGCCAAAUAAGGAUUUUCAGCUUUCAAGACGGCAAUACUAAGGAAAAACAAUUCUAAAUAUGGCAGAGGAUAUGACAGAAGUUCGUGUUUUGAACACCAAACUUGGAUCUUUGGUCCUUUUUCUGGAAGGAACGACUGAAUGGAAAAACAAAAAAUUUUAUGUAGCAAAGUAGCUGUGAAUCUUUAGAAGUUAGACAAGAAAAUAUAGGGACUUGAACUUCUGGUUUGCUAGAUGUCCAUCUUGGGUUACUAUUUAAACAGAGAUUUGUUGGUCAUUUAACUUAUUGUUGAGCUCUUACUUGCAAUGUGUACAGAUGAUUGAAAAUAUAGUAUUCAAUUUGAAUUAUAAGCAUUUCUUUUC